Recurvomyces mirabilis is the source of this 1374-nucleotide messenger RNA. RefSeq lists its product as uncharacterized. Lineage: Eukaryota; Fungi; Ascomycota; Dothideomycetes; Mycosphaerellales; Teratosphaeriaceae. The record is from RefSeq and is a predicted model, not a curated record. Bases 1 to 1374 code for a protein of 457 amino acids. Gene Ontology annotation, molecular function: phosphoric diester hydrolase activity. Gene Ontology annotation, biological process: lipid metabolic process. The transcript has 3 exons.
AUGCUGCCAUCCUCCCUCUGGCUGCUUUGUCUGGCGGCGAUACGAGUACGAUCACAGACUACCAACCAGGCGAUAUCCUUCACAAACACUUUUUCGACGUUAUCCAGUAUACCGACCUCUGAUUUCACUGGUUCGCAAUUCACCUACAUAUCACCAACAGGCCAGAGCACUUUGUCAAGCUCAUCAACGUCUAUCUCAUCAUAUGGCGAGGCGUCAAACUCAACAGCUACGAGCAAUGCUACGGCAACAUCAAGUAGUACCUCGCAAACAACGAGGUCGUCGAGCUCGCAAUCUCUCUUUGCCAUUGGCGGUACGGUAUCUGCUACAGGCACUGCAACAGGAAGUAGGACUUCUACCGCAGCCUUGCCUUCCAACACUCUGCCAUGCAACAACUACCCGGAGUUCUGCAACCGCAAAUACAGCAACAUCACAGAAGUUUGCGCCCACAACUCCGCCUUCUCGAUCAAGAACAAUGCCGCAAGCAACCAGGCACUGAGCAUCACAGACCAGCUGAACGAUGGCAUCCGAAUGCUCCAAGGAGAAACCCACCGAGUAAACGACACAAUCUACAACUGCCACACCUCAUGCUCCCUCCUCAACGCCGGGACCUGGCAAGCCUCGCUCGAAACCCUCGUCUCCUGGCUCGACCAAAACCCCUACGACGUCGUAACCUGGUUAAUCGUCAACAGCGACUACGUCUGGGUGGAAAACUACACGGCCUCGGUGGAAGCCAGCGGCAUAAUGCCGUACCUUUACAUCCCCGAAUUUCGCCCGCAACACCGCGACCAAUGGCCCACGCUGGGGGAGAUGAUCCUGAGCGGGAAAAGAGUCGUGAUGUUCAUGGACUACAACGCCAACCCGGCCUCGGUGCCGUACAUCCUGGAUGAAUUCACACAUAUGUGGGAAACGCCCUUCUCGCCCACGAACCAGAGUUUCCCUUGCACGCAGCAGAGGCCUCCUGGGCUGAAUCAGACGGUUGCGCGGGACCAGUAUAUGUACCUUGCCAACCAUAACCUCAACACCGCGAUAGAUAUCGGGGCGAUUACGGGGAGUGGGUCGAGCUCGUUGCUUGUGCCUAAUUCGGCCGAGGUGAAUGUUACGAAUGGACAAUAUGAUCAAUUUGGCCAGCUCGAGGCUGCGCGGUCGAAUUGCACGGCCGAGUGGGAUCGACCGCCAAACUUCCUCCUGGUGGACUACUACAACAUCGGCGAUCCGGGUCCAGGGUCUGUGUUUGAGGUCGCUGCACGAGCAAACGGUGUCACUUAUAAUCGAAGAUGCUGUGGCAUCACUUCUCAAUCCGGGUCGUCGAGCAUGAAGAUAAGCUUUGCUGCGCUGGGUGCGGCAAUAGUCUUUUCUGCACUUCUGGCAUGGUAG